This is a messenger RNA of Diceros bicornis minor, 2019 nucleotides long. RefSeq names its product nucleoporin 50 (gene NUP50). The record is from RefSeq and is a predicted model, not a curated record. Gene Ontology annotation, biological process: protein import into nucleus. The transcript is spliced from 8 exons. Lineage: Eukaryota; Metazoa; Chordata; Mammalia; Perissodactyla; Rhinocerotidae. The coding region runs from base 337 to 1746 and encodes 469 amino acids. Gene Ontology annotation, cellular component: nuclear pore.
AGGGGUAGAUUCGAGAUACAAAAUGGCGGCCUGGAGCGUGUUGGGUGCCGUUGCCCCGGCGGUCUCUGGCUGAGCGGACGGCUCCCUCCCUCACUGCCGAACACAGAGAGACGAGGUCCCCGGGGGACAUGGUGUUGGAGACUCUGGGCUUGCUGACCACCAAGUCCUCCGAGAAUCUCGGCGCCCCGGAAGCGACCAGGCGCGCUCAGCCGGGCGACCCGCUUCAGACCCGAGCGCCGCGGCCGCGACCUCGCGCCUGCUCGCUGCGGCGCACCCGGGCUUCGCCGCGCCCACGACCCAGCGAGUACCGCGGGGGCCGCCCGGAGGUUCAAAAAAAUGGCCAAAAGAAUUGCCGAGAAGGAAUUGACAGAUAGGAAUUGGGAUCAAGAAGAUGAAGCAGAAGAGGUGGGAACAUUCUCAGUGGCCAGUGAGGAAGUCUUGAAGAAUAGAGCCAUAAAGAAAGCAAAACGUAGAAAUGUUGGAUUUGAAUCUGAUAGUGGAGGGGCCUUCAAAGGUUUUAAAGGUCUGGUUGUACCUUCUGGAGGAGGAGGGUUUUCUGGAUUUGGUAGUGGUGCUGGAGGAAAGCCUUUGGAAGGACUGUCAAAUGGGAACAGUAUAACUAGUGCACCUCCCUUCACCAGUACAAGGGCAGCAACCGAGACCAAGACAGCCUUCGGAUCUAUUGCUGCAAAUGGCCCUACCUCCUUGGUUGAUAAAAAGAUUUCAAAUCCCAAAACUAAUGGUGACAGCCAGCAGCCCUCCUCCUCUGGCCUCACCUCGAGUACAGCCCACCGCGGGAAUGCCUACCACAAGCAGCUGGCUGCCCUAAACUGCUCCGUUCGGGAUUGGAUAGUGAAGCACGUGAAUACAAACCCGCUCUGCGACCUGACACCUAUCUUUAGAGACUAUGAGAAAUACUUAGCAAGUAUUGAGCAGCAACAUGGGAGCAGUGGCAGCAGUAAUUCUGAAAAUGAAACCAACAAAAUGUCAGUUGAAACACAAUCUCCUUCCCUGUUUGGUUCAACAAAAUUACAGCAAGAGUCAACAUUUUUGUUUCAUGGCGACAAAACGGAGGAUACAUCUGAAAAGAAGAUGGAGGCUGUAUCUGAAAAGAAAACGGACCCAUCACUAGGAGCAACAAGUGCCUCCUUUAAUUUUGGCAAGAAAAUUGAUAGUUCUAUUUUGGGCUCAUUAAACUCUGGCCCCUUGACUGGAUUUUCAUUUUCUUCUGGAAACUCCAGUUUAUUUGGCAAAGAUAGUACCCAGAAUAAACCAGUUUCUUCACCAUUUUCUACUAAAACAUUGGAGAGCCAAGCAGAAGGUAGCAAUAAUGAAUGCAAAGGUGGUGAUGAAGAGGAGAACGAUGAGCCGCCCAAAGUAGUAGUUACUGAAGUAAAAGAAGAAGAUGCUUUUUACUCCAAGAAGUGUAAACUAUUUUACAAGAAAGACAAUGAGUUUAAAGAGAAGGGCGUAGGUACUCUGCAUUUAAAACCUACAGUGAAUCAGAAGACACAGCUUUUAGUGCGAGCAGACACCAAUUUAGGCAACAUAUUGCUGAAUGUUCUGAUUCCACCCAAUAUGCCAUGCACCCGAACAGGGAAAAACAAUGUACUUAUUGUCUGUGUUCCAAAUCCUCCCAUCGAUGAGAAGAAUGCCACCAUCCCAGUUACCAUGUUAAUUCGGGUGAAAACAAGCGAGGAUGCAGAUGAGUUGCACAAAAUUUUACUGGAGAAGAAGGAUGCCUGAACACACUUCGACUGAGGAAUUGUUGCCAAGUUGCUGCUUCGCCCACCGCCCCUUAAACUUAGUCAGUUUUUCUUCUCUUCUUUCUUUGACAUUCUGAGAACCUAUAACUUAAAACUUUUGUGAGGAAGAUUAAUAUGGCCAAUAAAACCUUUAAUGUUAAGUGUCAAGAAACUGUAUUCUCCCUUCUUAAGAACUGUCUAAUGUGUAAAAUACAUUUGAAAGAAAUUUUUUGGAAGAUUUUUAAUGUUCAUUUAUUAAACCAACCACAAGUGA